This is a messenger RNA of Prunus armeniaca (apricot), 531 nucleotides long. The record is from the annotation of a GenBank genome assembly. Lineage: Eukaryota; Viridiplantae; Streptophyta; Magnoliopsida; Rosales; Rosaceae.
AUGGUUGGAAAUGAGAGAGUGGUGCUGGCUGGGGUUGAGGUUGCUCUAUGCGACUGCAGGGAUAAUUUGGUGUUCGAGGUUUGGAAACCCCUGAUUGGGAAUGGGAUGAGCAAGAAUGGUGCCCUGUUGAAAGCCUUGAUUGAAGGACUUAAUGCUGCUCUUGCUUUGGACUUGAAGGGCAUCCCCUUUUUCUCCUUCUAUCUUAUAUAUGGUUAUGGAUGCUAUGGGUUUGCACUGACCAUGAAAGAGGUCACUGAAAAUGGUAAACAAGAGCGUCACCUAGUCGCAACAGUGGGAAAGUUCAGCGUGGUAUGGGACUUUCAGCAGGUGAAGAACAGUGCCCAUGAAUGCUACAGGAAUCAGCAAGGUCUUAAGAGUUGUUGUUGUUACAAGAUUCUGUUGAAGGACGAGUCCAUCGUGGAGAGUCGUUUCACGCACGACAACUAUGCCGUUACAGACUCCCCGGAAGCUCCACUGGUGGUGGCAACCCCCAUGAAAGUCAGCUCAAUCAGUCUCUCUGGCAAGAGAUGA